AAAAAAUAAAAAAUAAAAACAAAUAAAAAAUCCUUAGCAAGUAUACCAAUUUCUCUCCUACUUGUUUACGAAGAGCAUUUUUAGUGUGAAUUUGGUAAUGAUCGGCCAGCGAUUUUUGUGUGUGUGAUUCAUCGGAGUUUAACGGCGAUGACUGGGCAGAAUAUCGUGGUGGAGUCAUCGGCGGUGAAUGAGAGUAAGGAACUAUCGAGGACGGCGACGGCGAUGACGACGAAGGAGGAUGAGAAACGAAGCGGAGGCGGAAAUCAGCAUAAGAGGAUAGGAGAAGUGGCCGGAGGGACGGCGGCGGAGUGUGCGAUGGUAUGUUGUUGUUGUCCGUGCACAGUGCUGCACUUUCUCCUACUUGCUCUGUACAAAGUUCCGACGGGACUUUGCCGGAAAGCAUGGAGGAAUAAGAAGCGGAAGAAGGUUUUGAGGAAGAAAAACAACAUCAAUAAUUCUCCUGGUGUUUACUACACCGAUGAUGAUAAGGAUUAUUUCGAUGGCGGCGGUAACGUAAACAGAGGAUCAUCGGAAACGGCCGAAUUUGAAACGGAGAUGUGGCACCGAUUUUACGAUGGCGCUGGAUUUGGAAGGAGUUCAUCUCAAAAGGAAUUAGAAGAACAACAACAACAUCAAUGAUUCUCCCGGUGAUUACUAUAUCCACGUCGAUAAGGAUUGUUCCGAUGUAACCGGCGACGGCGAUAAUCAUGACGGAGGAUUAUCGGAAACGGCCGAAUUCGAAAAGGAGAUCUGGAUUUGGCAGGAGCUCAAACGGAACAACAACAACAACAACAACAAGGAUUAUUCCGACGACGGAGAUGAUCAUGACGGAGGUUCACCGGAAACGGCCUGUUAUGGAAAUAGCAACUAAUUCAAGGACUGAUGAGAAAAAAAAAAGUCAGUAUCGUCAGCUGAAAAUCAAAUAAGGCAUAAUUCAACUGAAACUGAAAAUCUCAGUGCAGUUAUAGUUCCAAUUCAAGUCAUCAAGUUCAGGUACAAUAUUUAAUUACACAUUAAUUCCGCAAGUGAGAUCGAGAAAAAUAAUAAAUUAGAAAUUAUUUUCGAUAAAUCCUCUCGUAAAAGGAAGAGCAAAUAUUAUCUACGAGAAAUGAUUUUUUUUUGCUAUUAAAGAUUUAUAAUUAUAUAGUUUAUAUAUAUAAUUUAUACAACAUUUUAUAUGAAAUUGGGAG
This is a messenger RNA of Solanum stenotomum, 1190 nucleotides long. RefSeq lists its product as uncharacterized. The record is from RefSeq and is a predicted model, not a curated record. The transcript has a single exon. The coding region runs from base 148 to 639 and encodes 163 amino acids. Lineage: Eukaryota; Viridiplantae; Streptophyta; Magnoliopsida; Solanales; Solanaceae.